Molecule: messenger RNA, 490 nt
Organism: Exophiala aquamarina CBS 119918
Lineage: Eukaryota; Fungi; Ascomycota; Eurotiomycetes; Chaetothyriales; Herpotrichiellaceae
Product: aminoglycoside phosphotransferase
Exons: 1
Source: RefSeq, a predicted model, not a curated record
GACCGAGUGACACUAGUAUAUAGGGAUUAUAAGAUUGACAACUUGCUAUACCAUAACGCCCAACCGCGAGUCAUCGGCGUGCUGUACCGGGAAAUGGUAACUAUCGGACAUCCACCUUCUGACGUUAUCAACCUCGUCUCGCCAGGAUCGUCAAUUGACGAAGUAGGCCAAGUGGCUCGCAUCGAGGCCGGUAUGCCGAACGCACUCCUCCUAAAUGUAACACUGGGACUGCCUACGCUAGAUCAAGCACUUUAGUGGUACUAUGAGGAAUCUAGCUACAACGCGGAGAUUGAUCUGAAAGCGUUGUUAGGCUUUUUGUGGUUUCACGGGUGCUGUCAUUGCGCAAGGGAUUAGUGCUCGCUAAGCACAGCGUCAGGCCAGCGGCAACACGGCGAACAUUUACGUGUUCCAGGUCGGUUGCUACUCGGACUUUGCCAAAGCUUUGGUUGACCAGCUUCGAAAUUCGUCGGCUUCUCAAGCCAAACUAUGA